Molecule: messenger RNA, 2264 nt
Organism: Thamnophis sirtalis
Lineage: Eukaryota; Metazoa; Chordata; Lepidosauria; Squamata; Natricidae
Gene: PROSER2
Product: proline and serine rich 2
Source: RefSeq, a predicted model, not a curated record
UGCAGAACAGCUGGGCGGAAAAAAUUGAAAAUCUCUGUUUGAGAUCCGUGAGUGUUUCACAUUGCAUGAGAAAGAGACUCUCUUACCAAAAAGGACACAUUUUUCUAGGUGGGGAUGCCAAGAAACAUGGUGUCAGACUAUUCAGGAAUGGGAUAUGAAAUUCCUUCGGAGGUCCAGCUGGGAAACUUGGAAAACACACAUCAUCUUGAGAGUGGGAAAAGUUGCCCGCAUCGAAAACACUCAAUUUUGGAUGAAGAUGAACGGUUGAAAGGUUUAACUCAUGAAGAAAAGGACGUCCUACUUUUUUUCGAAGAAACUAUGGAUUCUUUGGAUGACGGUGUGGAGGAGGAGGAAGGCUUGCACGACAGUGGGGUCUUCUGCAAUUCCCCAAAGCUGGUGGAGGAAAACACACCUGACCAUUCCGGGUCUGAAGAGCUGAUAGAAUUGGCCCCAUCAGUACCAGAGAGCAGCACGGAGCCAGCAUCAGAGGAAACUUGGAAGCUGGAUGAGCCAAAGCUGGAGGAUGCUGAACUAUCAGAAGAAGAUGUCUGUCUUCAUCCAGUUUCUCUUCCGCCAACACCGCCUUCACCACCUCCGUUGCCGGUCUGUGAGACGUAUCCCAUUCAGCCUACUAUACCGCAUCCGAAGCUCCUUCACUCCAUCCCUACACCACUUCUGAUUGCCGAGAAAUUGUUGGAGCAGCAGGCAGAAGGCAGUUCUUCCUCGCUUUCUUCUCUAAAGGAAAGGGACCCCAACAAGAGGAGGACCAUCUCCACUUCUUCCACUCUCUGCAGUAGGGAGCAGGUCAAGCCUUGUGCCCCACCUCCAACUGCUCCCAAACCCCAGAGGUUCCCGAAAAACAUCAGCUUCACCAAUGCCAGCGAGCGGGAAUUCAGCAAAAUCAUCUCCAAGGCGGCCGUCAACGUUCAAGAGCGCAAGGCUCAAGUGUUGGCCAACGUCAACGCUUCAGCCUUGCUACUAAAUGAGUUGGAAGAGAGGCUGCAGAAGCGUGGACUUUUGGGUCCCAGCCAAAGCUUACCUUUACGAGAUUUACCUUCUGAGUCCACGGACCACGAACCCUUGAGUAGUUUAAGCCUGGUUGAGAAAACUCUUGCUCGGGCCCAACUCAUCCAUCCUCUCAAAAUCCUUUCCACCACAAAGAAUGAGAGGCCUGAACAAGAAUGUGGUACACCAAAUGACUAUCAAAACACCCAUGAAAUCAUGAAAAAGGAUCCUAAUUUGUUACCCACCCUGAACAAAACAAUGACUGUCAAGCCAGAUGUUGACCUUGUGGAUGGCAAGUCUGCUUGGCCAAGUAUUUCUGGACAACCCCAACAAGACCUCAUCCUCGACAUACAGAGAAAGUUGAGCACAUUGCCCAAAUCUACAGGACUCCAUUCCAAAGGUGUCACAGUACAAUUUUCUGGCCGUGGUUCGACAGAAGAAGCCCGGAGGGAGGCUCUACGAAAACUGGGACUUCUGAAAGAAUAAUGGAACGAGAAGAACAUCUAAAGAACAUUAUGACAGAUUGACAAAUUCCAAUGAAAUCCAUUCUAUUUAUCAUGCAGGCGAAGGAAAUAUUAAGUGUUUGGAACACCACCGUUCUCUGCUGGCAUUUGGGAUGGAUGUCCUUGACAUGAACUCACCGUGCUUAUUGAAGACUUCAAGGCCGUUCAUAAAAGCCCAGGUGAAAAUGAGAGUGUCAAGUUAAAUGAAGGUCAACGGGCAGUCCGUGUGUAAGCCUUGUGUGUAUCACUGGCCACGUACAUCGGAAUCCCUUGGAUAAAACCCCAAAGAUCCCAAAAGGACUGUAUUAAGGAGUUCUGUAAGGAUAAAUGUAUAUAUCCCCCAUGUAUCGGGCAGCUCAAAUUUGUAAUGAACCUGCUAUCUCUGAUUGUUGCAAGUAUUUAACACUGCAAAUCAUUGCUUUUGCAGAGUAGCUGGCAAGACUGUCGCAAACCUUUUCAGCUUGGUUGAUAGCUUGAAAAAUAUCAGGCCUGCUGGAUUUGACAAAGGGACCCAUUGCAUUUAUGUUCUGUUUCCUGGAGCUUCCCGGUCCCUGUGCUGCUAAAAAUCAGUUGUGUAAAAAUGAUCGGGGUGUUCUGACCUAGGCUUCCCAAGAUCGUGAAGCUGACUCCUUGUCCCAAUAAAACCUCUUUUAUUUAGGUCAAAGGGAAUCCCUCUUCCGCAAAGUCCUGGCAAACAGUCUUUCAUGAGAUUUCACAACUACAGACCUUUUAUCAGGCUUGGAGAUUUUCCAGGCC